Molecule: messenger RNA, 2341 nt
Organism: Drosophila obscura
Lineage: Eukaryota; Metazoa; Arthropoda; Insecta; Diptera; Drosophilidae
Product: organic cation transporter-like protein
Exons: 5
Coding region: 537-2216 (559 amino acids)
Biological process (GO): transmembrane transport
Cellular component (GO): membrane
Molecular function (GO): transmembrane transporter activity
Source: RefSeq, a predicted model, not a curated record
UUAGUGGAGAGUGUGAUACGUUGUCCAACAAGAAAGAAGAAAUGGAAAAUAAGCUGUUGAUUAUUGAAAUUGGAUUCAGUAUCGUUGAUUGAUUUCAAGUGCAUAUAUCUAGAUUAUUUUGACAUGUUACGGGCCAAAAAUACUAUAGUUUUGUGAUAUAUAAAAUGGAGUUACGUAUCUGCUAUAACGAGCUAAAAAAAAUAUCCAUAAAAAUAGCAUACAAAAAAGUGUUCUCUCUGUGAAAACAAUUUCUCCCCCCCAGCAAAUUGUAAAUUUUACUGAGCCGGAGAGCCGCCAGCAUCUGUUUUUCAUUUCUCUGGUGAAAUGUUUCAGCUGUCAAACAUAAUUUAUCCAAAUUGUUUCUGAGCUGAAUCUGAAUCCAAGGGGGAACGACAGAGCAGCUGCGCUCAGUCGCUUUUCUCAGCUCAGCUCAGCUCAGCUACUAAUUGGCUUUAGUAAUUAAAAAACGCGCAAAAUAUGGGCAGAGAUUCAGCCCAUUUCUUUCCAUUUCAUCGCAGCGUGAGGGCGUGAAGUGAAUGCAAGUGGUGCGAGUGCGGAUCAACACAAUGCUGGAGGUCGACAAAAUACUGGAGAAAUGCGGCGACUGCAAUCGGCUGCAGCUGCUGAUGCUGCUGCUCUUCUGUUUGAUCAAUAUGCUGUCUGCCCUGCACUACUACUCCCAGACGAUCAUCAGUUUCGUGCCCAAAUACUGGUGUGCAGAUGGUCUGCCAGAUGCAGGAGGAGGAGGCCAGCAGCCACCCAGUGAAUCAAGCUGCCAUUCUUUGGCACAGAAUGCAUCUGCAAGUACCUGCCACAACUAUGACUACGAGCUCUUCAUGGGCUACGAGAGCUUCACUUCGGACAUGAACUGGAUCUGUGCGGACGCCUGGAAGCUGACGCUCGGCCAGUCGAUGUUCUUUGUGGGUUCCGUGGUGGGCACCCUGGUGUUGGGCUUCCUCGCGGAUGUGGUGGGGCGUCUGCCCAUUCUCGUGGUGGCCAAUAUGAUUGCAAUGGUCGGCAAUCUGCUCACCAUUUGGGGCACUAACCUCACGCUCUUUUGUGUGUUUCGUUUGGUCUCUGGCUUUGCCACGGACAGUAACUUUGUCAUGAUGUAUAUAUUGGUUAUGGAAUACAUGCGUCCCUCCUUGCGCACAGUGGGCCUCAGCCUGUGCAUUGGUUUCUUCUAUUGCCUGGGCUCCAUGGCCGCUCCCUGGAUUGCUGUCCUGAUGCGCAGCUGGCAGGGUUUUCUCUUGGCCACCUCGCUGCCCUUCCUGCUGGUGCCUUUCUUCUAUCUCAUCGUACCCGAGAGCGUCCAGUGGCUGAUCUCCAAGCAGAAGUACGACCGGGCGGUGGUCUGCCUCAAGCGCGUGGCCAAGAUCAAUGGCCGGCAGGUGGAGGAGAGCAGCUACCAGGAGUUCAUCGACGAGUGUAAGUUCAGUCAGCAGCACACCAAAGCCAGGCCCAAUCUGCUGGAUCUCUUCAAGACCCCACGUCUGCGCCGGAACACGCUCAUUCUCUUCUUCAAAUCCAUGGUCAUUACCCUCUGCUACGAUGCCGUCUCGCGGAACGUUCAAGGCCUUGGCAUUUCGCCAUUUCUGAUGUUCUCGCUGAGCGCCACAACAAUUCUGCCCGCCUGCCUGCUGAUCAUCGCCCUGCAAGAUCGCAUCGGCCGCAAGGCCAUGGCCUCCAUAUCGCUGCUGCUGAGCGGCAUAUUCAUCUCGGUGACGGGUGGCAUACUCUUUGCUGCCCCUGCCACCGAUAAGACCACAACUCUGCUCGUCAGCCUCUCUGUUGUGGGUCGCUUUGGUGUGACGGUGGCCUACAAUUCGGGCGCUCAGUAUGCCACCGAAUUGAUUCCCACCUGUGUGCGGGGUCAGGGCGUGGCUGCGGUGCAUGUGGCAGGCUAUGCCUUCACCUUCUUCAGCGCUUUUAUACUCUACACGCGCAGCAUCUUCUACCCCAUGCCGGAGAUCAUUCUGGGCCUGAUCUCUCUGCUCGGCGCCUGUCUGUGUCUGCUGCUCCCAGAGACGCUGCACCGGACGCUGCCCACAUCCCUGGAGGAUGGCGAGAACUUUGGCAAAAACGAUCGCUGGUUCUCCUUCAGCUUCACGGAGCAACGAACGCAAUCGGCCACCACUUUGGCCUCGGGACACCACAGCACCAAGCACCAUUUCGAACUCCACAGAUUCGGCGGUUUACUUUUGAUUAGUUUUUAAGCUGGGAUGCAAGCAAUUGCAAUUGAUCUUCAAUGUAGUCGUAGACCCUCUUUAGCAGAUGUCACUGUUUAAGUCAAGGUAUUAUAUACCACUCAAUCGAAUAAACAUAACGAUAGACACACACA